Mycena citricolor is the source of this 915-nucleotide messenger RNA. The record is from the annotation of a GenBank genome assembly. NCBI's taxonomy places the organism in Eukaryota, Fungi, Basidiomycota, Agaricomycetes, Agaricales, Mycenaceae.
AUGCAAAGCGCGUUUUAUACCCCGCCCCGGCCGGGUCCCUCCUCUGCUCCCAAAAUAUCCGCGGGCAGUCCUCCUCCUCUGCUGUUCGCCACCCCCAGUCCCCGAGCAUCGACCAAACCCAGUGUCCCUCGUUUCAUCGCACCUUCCGCGCAGCAGGGGAGUACCCGAGCCUAUCUCGCCUUCCCACCCAACUCUCCCCCGAUACGGCUGCCGUCCGCCGCGCCUCACACACCACCCCGCAUCUCGGCUUCGGCCCCAGCCCCAAGCCCAGUUUUCGCGAGCCCCAUCGACAACCACGCGCGCGAACGCGAAAAAGCGGCAGACGACGCGUUCGCAGCGGCCGAGGCGCACCGUGCCGCGCUGCACCGCACGCGCAUGGAGCGCGCGAACGCGGAGGCGCUCAAGGGGGAGAUCGACUGGGUGCGCUCGGGCGGCGUCCUGCGCGACGCGGAGGGCAACCGCGACUAUGCGCGCACGGAGACCAUCCGCGAGGAGCUGCGCGUCGCGGCGGUGGAGAAGGCGGUGACGGAGCGGUGGGAUGCGUACGAGGGUCGGUGGGCGGCGCUCAGGGGCGCCAAUGCUGCUGUUGCUGCUGCUUCUCACGAUCAAGGGACGGCGAUGCGGUUCGCGGACGUUCCGUGGCCCAUUGCUUCGGAUGGCCCGAGACCUGUCGGGGUUGGCGACUUGACCACGGAGAAGAUCGAGGAGUUCCUGUUCGCGUCUCUCAAAGUGCGGGGAGCGACCGUGACGAAGAAGGAGCGCAUACGCAGCUCGUUGCUGAGGUGGCACCCCGACAAGAUGACGGCAAUCCUGUCGAGGGUCGCAGAUGAAGAUGCAGAGAUCGUGCGGUCUGGGAUCCAUGCUGUCGUCCUGUGUCUGCACCAGCUGAACGCCGCCAAUGAGGCGGUUUCGUGA